Gossypium raimondii (Peruvian cotton) is the source of this 2029-nucleotide messenger RNA. Its product is annotated as thaumatin-like protein 1. The transcript is spliced from 4 exons. Gene Ontology annotation, biological process: defense response. Gene Ontology annotation, cellular component: extracellular region. Lineage: Eukaryota; Viridiplantae; Streptophyta; Magnoliopsida; Malvales; Malvaceae. The coding region runs from base 420 to 1496 and encodes 358 amino acids. The record is from RefSeq and is a predicted model, not a curated record.
UCUUCACCAGCCAAUUGAACAUUCCAAACAAGAACAGGGUUUGCUUGCUUGUUUAUUUGGUCAAAGGCAGGCAUUUCAAGUGUUAAACCAUCACAAACCAGAUUAUAUCAAAGCUUCAGCUAAAAAAAGUUAGCAUAAAGAAGGCCAAUAAAAUACAGUUUUCUGUACAUAUAUACCUUUGCUUGAAAAGAAAGGAACGUGAAAAUGCCCGGAACAACAAAGACAAAAACUUUGAGAUUUGAGUAUUUAACAAAAUAACCCUAAACCAAAACCAAAAGCCUAAAGGCAAAAACCCCACAAACACAUUCUGGAAGUCCCACUCUCCCUGCUAUGUCCUCCAAGAAAAAGUAAAGUUCUCUAGUGUUUUUUGGCAAUUGUUUAACUUCAAACUCCAUUUUUUAAUCUUUAAGUCAUCAACAAUGGAUCGUCGUCAUCUCUCUUCCACCUUUGUUUUGCUCCUCUUCAUCUCCUUCUUCUCAGAAGUGAAUCCAGCUUCUUUCAAGAUCGUCAACAAGUGCCGCCACACGAUAUGGCCGGGUUUUUUAUCUGGCGCCAACACUGCUCAUCUUACAACAACCGGCUUCGUUCUAAAACCCGGCAAAUCAAGAAUAGUGACAAUACCAAAGUCUUGGUCCGGUCGACUCUGGGGUCGAACCCUUUGCCGCGUCGAUUCCUCCCGUAAAUUCGUUUGUCAAAGCGGCGAUUGCGGCUCCGGCCAAAUUGAAUGUUCCGGAAAUGGCGCCAAGCCGCCAGCCACUCUAGCGGAAUUUACGUUAAAUGGUGCCGGAGGAUUAGACUUUUACGACGUCAGCUUAGUGGACGGCUACAAUUUGCCGAUGUUGAUAGUGGUCAAGGGAGGUAAAGGCGGGAAUUGUAGCGCCACAGGUUGCUUAUUGGACCUCAACGGUGCUUGUCCAUCUGAGUUACGCGUUGCGCGUCAAAAUGGUGGUGGAGGCGUGGGGUGUAGGAGCGCGUGUGAAGCGUUCGGAGAUCCCGAAUACUGUUGCAGCGGGGCGUUCGGAACGCCUAACGUUUGUCGGCCAUCCAGAUACUCGUUGUUUUUCAAGCAUGCUUGCCCACGCGCGUAUAGCUAUGCGUACGACGAUACCACGAGUACGUACACGUGUGCCGGCGCUGAUUACGUCAUCAUGUUCUGCCCUCCUCCUUAUACCAGUCAGAAAGUGUUUGGUGCAAGGAAGGAUGGAGCGCUGCUACCGCUUGUAAAUAAGAGUAUGAUAUACAUAUCCAGCCUACAUGCAAAUGGGGCAUCACUAUCAGUAGCAAGGAGUAGCUCAACUGAAGGGAGACAUUCUAUACGCUGGAUUAAAAUGAGCGGCAACAUAAAUUUGCAUAUUGCCUACAGAUAUUGGGAUUUCACGUUUGCCACACAAAUAUUGUACACAUUUUGUUUUUAUACUGAUACACUAAAGGUUUCCAAGUUUUUACUGUCAAAUGAAUAUCAAGGUUUAAAUUCAACAUAUCCUUUGACCAUCUGAUGUUAUAUCUAUGAAUUUUAGAUGGGUUAUGUAAAGGAAUGGUGGUAGGAUUUGAGUUUCUGGUCCUGAAACUGGGUAUCUCUCACUAAGCUGAGAGUUCAUUUACUAAUAGAAAGAGAGCUCCAACCAAAUCUUACGUAAAAACGUCAAAUGUCCUUUACGCUUUCCGAGUGUGAGGGGAAAUCUGGCUUCACCUAACAUGCAAUUUGCUCUCGCAUUAGCUGUAAGCAAGCCAUGUCGAUACUGGACUGGACCAGUCCAUUGUUGGAUGUUUGCAACUCUCAUCUUCAACACCACCACAUGUAUUCCAGGGGGUACAACGUUAUCUGUGCUUCAUCUAACGCCUGUGCGGUCAACUUUCAAGUUUUAAUUUAUGCAGAGUCACUCAUGAAAAUGUCUGAUUUGUAGGCUGCUAUUAACAGGUAUAACGUGUACUGUAAUAGUGAGUCAUAACAAAGUAGUCGAACAUGUAAGAAUAGUUAAACGUAAAUAAAGAAGAGACCAAAGUUAUAGUAGUUUGGUUAAUAAAUCUA